AUGAUGACGGGGGUCUUGUGUAGUUUCGUACUGGUCAUCUUCCUCUGCGUCUUUCCCGUCACAGCGUUGCCAAACAAUCACACAGACCCUUCGACAAAUGCCGUGGUAGACAAGGGUACAUUCGGCAACCCGUCUGUUAAUGUCCGCCCUAAAUUUCGGUACUGGACCCCAGACGCAUCCGUUGAUCUGGAUACUGUUGCCGACGACGUCCAAGCUGCGGGCGACAUUGGUGCUGCUGGUCUGGAGCUACUGGGAUACUAUCUCUACGGUGGCCCUCCCAGUAAUGGUGCAGGGAGGGGAGACUCCGCGCCUGUGGAUUGGGCAACGUACGGGUUUGGCACUCCAGCAUGGCACAGUCUUGUCCAAGCGUUCGCGCAAGCUCAUAAAGACAAUGACCUGAUCAUGGACUUUGCCAUUGGACCUAAUCAAGGAACUGGCGUUCCCGCGCCCGAAGGCAGCGAUGGUCUCGCGUGGGACCUUGUGGCUUUCAAUGUAUCGACACCAGCACCCGGAGGAUCGUUCAACGGAACCCUCCCUGGUUGGGGCACUGGGACGUUGCAAGCGGCCAUCACUGGUCUGGCUAUCAAGACGGAGUAUCUGACUAACACCCUAGAGCCUAGCUUGCCUGGUGAUUUACCUAUGAAUCGCACUCAAAUCACCCUCUCCGAAGAGAGUCUCCGGGAUAUCACUAACAUGGUGGAUGAAGACGGCCACGUGUCUGUGACGUUUGAUGCUGCCGACGCCAAUACUACAGUCGGUGGUGGUGGUGGUGGUGGCGGUGUUAACAACACCAUCUUUGCCAUCUACCUCAUCCACUCUGACUACCGAGCGCAAGACGGACCGGAUGACCUAGGUGGUCCACAGACACCCGCAAAGUCUUUUGUCCAAAAUGGAUCGUGGGCCGCAGACCAUUUCUCCUCUCAGGGAGCCCAAACGAUCACCAAGUUCUGGGAAGAGUACGUGCUGAUCAACGGCACCAGGGAGCUGUUGAUGCAAGUCGGGAAUUAUGGCUGGGAGGACAGCGUCGAGAUCGAAGCCAAUGUAUUCUGGACAAGGAGUUUCUCGGUACAAUUUGAGAAGGACCACGGAUAUUCCAUCAACAAGUGGCUUCCGACGCUGUUCCAUCGAAACGGUCACGCGAAGGAGUCGAAUCCUCCCGUUUGGUGGGUUACGGACGCUCCUGAUGCAGGGGAGAGUCGGACGGCAGACUAUCGAGAGACCCUUGCAAAGCAAUACCAUGCGUACCUGACGGGCCUGAACGAAUGGGCGGAGGAGUAUCUCGAUAUACAGUUCUCGGCACAAGUAUCUUAUAAUAUGCCAAUGGACAUGCUCGCGAAUAUCCCCAGUGUCGACGCACCCGAAUGCGAAUCCCUCGACUUUAGCGAUUUGAUCGAUGGCUAUCGACAGUACGCAGGUCCGGCCAACCUUGCACGACGACGGAUUGUCUCUUCUGAAUGUGGCGCCGUACGUGGCGAGGCGUAUGCCCAACUGCUUCCAGAGUUGAUGUGGCAUGCCAAACGGUCCUACGCGGGAGGUGUGAAUCAGUUCGUUUUUCAUGGGUUUCCUUAUUCUGGCAAUUACGGAAAUACAACUUGGCCAGUCUUCACCACAUUCAACUAUCAGUACUCCAACAUGCAUGGACCCAGCGAUCCUGGUUGGGAAUAUUAUAGGGAUCAAAUCGAUUUCAUCGCCCGAAACAAUUUCAUCCUGCAGACCGGAGUGCCCAAGUUCGACGUUGCGUUUUGGCAGAAAAUGACGACGUAUCCGGGACACAUCCAGCUGAGGACGUAUCAACCCACGGAUCUCGAAGAGGGAGGGUAUACUUAUGAAUACCUCAGUCCCGACAACCUGGACCUGCCUUCUGCAAAAGUAGAGGACGGUAUACUUGCUCCCGAUGCACAGGGGUUCAAAGCAAUGGUCGUGCGGGCGAAUGAUUCGUUGACUGCUAGUGGUGUUGAACGACUGGUCGAUUUCGCACACUCUGGGUUGCCCAUCGUAUUCUCGGGAGGUGUUCCUACGACGGUUCUGGGGACGGCGAUGACGGGGAAUUCUAGUCUGCAGAGCACUGCCAAACAAACACUGGAGGAAUUGUCGUCGUCGCUGAGUAAUGUGCUUGUCACUCAGUCUUACGACGGACUAACCACGACCUUGGCCUCGAUGGGUAUUUAUCCCACGACGAAUGUCAGCAGUAAUGGAUCAUGGUACACAUUGUGGCGAAGGGAUGAUGCCACCGACACGGAUUAUUUUUUCGUCUACAACGACGCCAUUGACGAUCGUCACGGACAAGGAUAUACUGUUGGUACGAUCAGGUUCAAUAAUGUCACUGGAACACCUUACGAGUAUGAUGCGUGGACUGGGAAGCAAGAGCCGAUCGUGACGUACACGCAAGACAAUGAGAGCACCACCAUUCCAUUCACGUUGGCUGGGAGCCAGUCGACCAUCGUUGCCUUUCAUGCUGGGCCGUCCGACAACGCGAGUCAUACAGGAGCAGGCGGCCAUUUGACUGAUGUAUCGUCUGGGAUACUCGAGGUGACAACCUCCAGUGCGAAUUCCAGUAAUGGUGGCAGUGGCGGCGGCAAUAUUGUUCUUCAGGUCGGGCCAGGGCCGACACAACAGACGUAUACCACGUCCUCGGGAGAGACAAAAUCAGUUCAACCAUGCAGCUCGUCGAGUUUGGGACUGUCAAAUUGGACACUCGUGGUUGAACAUUGGGAUCCUCCUUCUGACAUGCAAAUAUCUACGGGCACUCAGAAACACAAUACGACGCAUCACCUUGAGAAGUUGGGAUCGUGGCAAGAGAUUGACGGACUGAAAAACGUGUCUGGAAGGGGGUAUUAUAAUACGACGUUUACUUGGCCGUUUUCUGGAUCGUCAGUGGGAAGUAUAGGCAGUGCCACCGGAGCCAUCAUAGACUUUGGCUUCAUCGUACACACCCUCCGGGCUUGGGUGAAUGGGGUUCAAUUGCCUCCGUUGGACGUGACGAGACCGCGGGCCGACAUCAAGACAUUGUUGGUUGAAGGUGUGAAUACGGUGGAAGUAAUUGUUGCUACACCGUUGGGGAAUGUUAUGAGACCUAUUUGGUUUGACUUGGAGACCAGUGGAACUGGCCCUGGGAGUCCAGGUGCAGGUGGUGCAUUAUUACCUCCUGUCGUGGAUUAUGGGUUGGUUGGGGACGUGAUGGUUGUGCCUUAUAGAGAAGAGGUGGUUGUCUUUUGA
Exophiala oligosperma is the source of this 3216-nucleotide messenger RNA. RefSeq lists its product as uncharacterized. Lineage: Eukaryota; Fungi; Ascomycota; Eurotiomycetes; Chaetothyriales; Herpotrichiellaceae. The transcript is spliced from 6 exons. Bases 1 to 3216 code for a protein of 1071 amino acids. The record is from RefSeq and is a predicted model, not a curated record.